AAAAAACAAAAACAUUUGUUAGUGUGCGGGACACAUUAGUCAAUCAUCCAGCGUACUUUUAAGAUGGCAGCCCCCAAAGAUAUUCAGGUCAAGGAGCUGGACAAGCGGGCCUCUGGCCAAGCCUUUGAGGUUAUCCUUGGUGAACCUACCCCAGACACUAAAGGCGACUUCCCCUUGGCCCCUCCAAAGAAAAAGGAUGUUUCACUGGAGGAAAUUCAGAGGAAGCUGGAUGCUGCCGAAGAAAGACGCAAGAACCAUGAAGCUGAGGUUUUGAAGCAUUUAGCAGAAAAACGUGAACAUGAAAAAGAAGUGCAACAGAAAGCUAUGGAAGAGAACAACAAUUUCAGCAAGAUGGCUGAGGAGAAACUCAAUCAGAAAAUGGAAGCCAACCAAGGGAAACGCACAGCAAUGAUGGCAGCAAUGAAUGAAAAAUUCAAGGAGAAAGACAAAAAAUUGGAGGAAGUGCGAAAAAAUAAGGAAACCAAUCAAACCAACGAUGCUUCGGAAGACUGAAUGACAUCACAAGUCUGAACUACAUCAUGUGAAUGAAAUGUCAUUUUUGUAUUUGACUAUUCUUUGUGUUGAAUUCUUUCUUCUUGUUGAUCUUAGCUAUUAUAUCUGUGUGCACUUCCCACUUGAAGUUUUUUUUUUUUUUCCCCCAUUUCUUUUCUCAAACCAAAAACAUCCUUGCGCUGAAGGGGACAGAAUUUAAGCGAAAGAGACAUUUAAGCGAUGUCUGUACAAUGAUUUCCAAUGGAGAAAUAGUGAGCGCUUCCUCGCGUGACGUCAUCGACCAAAACAUGGAGGGGAGGGGAGGGGAGGGGAGCGGUGUGUGGCCCUAGUCCUCCAUUUAAAGUGGCCAUUUCUAAAGGCAUUCGUUUUUUCAUGAUUUCUCCAAAAUGAAUGGAAUAAAUAGAAAAUGAUGAGUUUUUUCCAAAAAUGACAUAAACUGGGCUAGUUAGGGAAAAAUGAAGCAGCUUCGCUUUUGUGUCCCUUUCAUUUGUGUGGCGACCGAUCUCGACACCCUUAGUUGUGCUUGCGUACAGUAGGGAUCAUAAACCUUAACAUUUCUUGUGGUCUUGAAAAAGUCUUAAGUUUAGAUUGUUACCGUUUCAAUAACAAGGGUAGAAAAAGUAGUUCUGAAGACAACAAAAAGGGUUUCACAAAGAUGGGUGUAGUUUGUUUCACCUGAAGAUAUGUCUUUAUUUCGCUGUUAAUCUCAAACUGUAUUGCUGUGUGAAGCAUGUCAUCGGAUGUUUCAUGAAUAACAAAUGCAUUACUUGUGUAAAGUUAAUGAGCAAUACAUCUUCAUUGUAUGAGUGAAUUUUCUGUUAGUUGUACUGUUAAAAAAAGACUGUUGCCACGUAACAAGAUUGCAUGUAAUCCCUGUUAACCUCACACUUUUGAAAUAUACUAUUUUCACCGAUA
Messenger RNA from Syngnathus acus (greater pipefish), 1428 nucleotides. RefSeq names its product stathmin-like. The transcript is spliced from 6 exons. The record is from RefSeq and is a predicted model, not a curated record. Gene Ontology annotation, cellular component: cytoplasm; neuron projection. Bases 64 to 513 code for a protein of 149 amino acids. NCBI's taxonomy places the organism in Eukaryota, Metazoa, Chordata, Actinopteri, Syngnathiformes, Syngnathidae. Gene Ontology annotation, biological process: microtubule depolymerization; neuron projection development; regulation of microtubule polymerization or depolymerization. Gene Ontology annotation, molecular function: tubulin binding.